This is a messenger RNA of Nasonia vitripennis (jewel wasp), 3410 nucleotides long. RefSeq lists its product as uncharacterized. The transcript has 5 exons. The record is from RefSeq and is a predicted model, not a curated record. Bases 756 to 1484 code for a protein of 242 amino acids. Lineage: Eukaryota; Metazoa; Arthropoda; Insecta; Hymenoptera; Pteromalidae.
CGGGCAAUCCGACCUCGGGGAACCCGAGCAUCGUAAUCAUCAUCAAGCUAAAUACAGCCGAGACGGAUAAGUCAGCGGCCGAUGCAACGCAAACUCGCUUUUGAGGAGCAGGCGAGCGAGCGCACGCGGAUUCGAAAGAGAAAGCGCUCCGCAGCCAGGUCGUGUCGCAACUCGCGCGGUGCCUAUACCGGCGGAGAAACAGAGAGCAACAUAGCUAGAGAAAUACGCGGAGAAAGACAGGUAGUAUCGCUCGGGCAAUCGGUAAGCGGCCGGUGCCGAAUAUAUUGGCAGUCAGAGCGCGUGCACGAAAACGCACGCCUACGCGGUGCAGCGCUGUGCACGAGAACUGUAUUUACUGCAGAUGUGCACAUGCGUGUUUUUUUCGGAGGCGCGUAAAGAGCGAGGUGGCGAUUGGACGUUCGAGGAAAGAUAUAUUUGCUGUGCGCGCGUGUUCGAGAAGAGCGAAACUUUCGAUUUUCGAGAGCGAGUUAUAACGCGUGCGAGAUAAAGGAGAUCGGAAGAUUUUUAGUGAGGGAGAUUGGUUGCGUUUUUCGCGAUACAUGAAAACCAUCGCAUCGGUCCGCUACGGAAAGCCCGCGCUCGAAAGUCUCCGCUCGAAGUCUCUGUCGCAACGAGCCCAUCCAAGGUUCCCAAGCCGGCACGUAUCCAGCACACGCGAGUGGCUCGUCAGUGCCGGUCGAUCGACUGUAUCGCGAGGUUCGUAAUACACGAUACCAGGGGAAGUUCCGAAGAAGAUGUCGUCGACGAGGAUAUUUCUUGUGCUUCUCGCGGUGCUAGUGCUGAGGACUGAUGCGAGACCUGCGGUGGACCAGGAGCCGGUCAGGUUUAGCCUGGAUACGGGGAAGGACGAGGGUGUCCCGAUCGACGACAAGCCACUUACUCUAGACGUCAGUACGAGGAUUCAGGACGGGAUGGAGUGGUUAGGCCGGAUGGCGGACGCACUAAGGUUCGGCCGAGGGCGAUUAGUCAAUUCGGUCGCGAUAGCCCGAAACAUCAUUGCCGAGCGAGUUGAGGAAUUAAUGAGCGAAACCCGCAACAACGUCGCCGGGGCCAUCGGCGCAGCCAACGACAUCAUCGUAAAGGGUCGCAGCACGCUUCAGUCCUACGAUAAGACCCCACUGGCCCAAUUCUUCCCACCGAGGACCCGCGAGAACACCAGACUCGAGAACGAACAGGACCAGGCUUUGUUCGAGAAGAAGAAGACAAACAACCCGAUCAGCUCGUUCUUGGAGAGCAUCGUCAAGCCCAAGCCCAUCGUCGACAACAUAAAAGAGGAAGAUAAAUACGGCAACAACGGCGACAAGUUCAUCGGUGUCGGCCGAGCUUUGGUCAACGGCUUCGAGGGAUUGAGCAACUUUCUGAACGCCGUUGUCGACUUGCCAGUCAAUGCCGCGAAGAAGACAUCGCGAAACAUCACCGAAGCACUGAACCAAAUAGGCUCGAGACUAGUUGGUCUGCAGUGAGAAAUUGAACGACCAAGUUUAACGACGACUCUUUGUUAUUUAUUAUAUAUAAGGAAUAUGAAACUUAUGUAAAUAUAAUACUUAGGUUAACGAACAUUGUUGCGUAAAUUGUGUAAAAAGUGUAUUUAUAAAAGUUCUUUAUAUAGUUUUAACAAAGAUUUUCAUAAUUUUUUUUCGUCAAAACAUCGCCAUAUACAUGUAUAUAUUAUGAUAGCAACUAUUUCUCAUAUCAAUCAGUAUCAGUAGUAAAAAUUGCGUUUUUUUUCAUUCCGCGCUCUACAAUUAUGAAGCAAAACGCGAGUCUUUCGACAUUGGCUCGCACAUCGCGUUUCCAAGCAAUUAUUUUUUUCGUAUAUCAUAAUUCGAGUAUAUGUAUAGAAUAUCUAUAAAAAUCAACAUUACCUAACAGUACGAUUUACGUAUAAACACAUUAUUUAUAAUACUUAUAUGUCUAGUUGUAUGAUAAUACGCAGGAAAAAAAAAUCGUGAAUGAACACUUAUACGCAAGGAAGGGGUAAAUACUUGUUCAAUGACGUUGCAUUAUACAGCAAUUGACAAAGUAGGAAUUAUUGAGAUUGACAGAAAUAUCAUGUUGGUAUCUCCACGAUUUUACACUCUAGAACACAGACACAUUCAUUCGUCUUGCGAAAAAAGCGAACGUGGAUCUCGACUAACCGGACUGUUUUUAAAGCUAAAUGCAGUUUACACGCGAUAGCGAAUUUCAGACUAAUCUCUACGAGCUAACUACAACGUCCGGUUGUGUACUUUUACGACAUAUCUGACAGUUAGAAAUACUCGCCCGAAACUUUCAUUUUUGGUCUUUGCGUUGUACGAUUGAAAUAUUUCCAGUACAUCUCAAUCGCGAUACAGUAAUUUUUAAUCAAAUUUUGUCUUCCUUAUCUUCUAAAGUAGGCGAGUACAUAUACAUUCACACGACGACACGUAUACACAGCGCUAGAGUACAAACUUUUACAAAACUGUAUCCAUUUCGUUAAACUGUAUGAUAAUUAUUACAACGGUUAACAAUAUUCACAUUUUCGGACGAUCGUCGGGUCGUGAGGUGUACUACUAGAUAUUUCACAUUCCAUCGGUGCAUUGUGCUCUACUAACAGUAGUAUAUUCAUACGUAAGAGUAAAAUUUCAUAGCAGUAGCGUGAUAUUUAUCGCAGUAGAGAGUCUUGAAAUUUUGGAAAACUAUAUGAGAAAGCUGCAAAGAGUAGACUGCUGAAUCGUCAUUGCUGCGGAUUCAAUUGUCCUGAAAAAACGUUGUAAUUUUACAUGUAAAGAUCUGCAUCAGUAUCGCAUGAAACAUCCAGUUAUAAAAGUUUCCGACAAUGCUUUCGUGCAGUACAAUCCCAUGCGUCGCGUGUGUUCUUCAAACUUUUUCUCGAAAUCCAUCAAUGGCACAUCUUGCUCAACAACGAUAGACUUUCAAACCGCGAACUUUUCAUGAUCGCUUUCAUCGUUACAUAUUCCAGUGUACUUCGAAACCGAGUACGCACACGUUCGCAGCGUGCAUCGACCCGGAGCGAAAUCGAGCGUCGCCACUCGAUCCAUCAUCCGUCAUGCGUGCAGCGGAAGACAUCAGUGCAAGCUUCGAAACGCAAUACGUCAGCGCGGCGAAUACAAAUGUAAAUCAUACUUCAGGUGCGUAUGACCCGACAGGUCGUCAUAUCGUAACGAGGUGAGUAUAGGAAGGGCAGGUAAAACUCGCGUGUGCCACGAUUAUCUAAUAGUGCGCGGACGUAUCACAUCGCAUAUUCAUCUACGUCGGUGUACUACAUGCCAACCAGCUUAUACGUGUGCUUGUGCUCGUGUUGUUGGAUUGUCUGCAUGAGUAUGAACUCAUCGUCACUCACUCGGUCAUCCAUUCACUCGUCGUGUGCACUGUCGAAGAUUCGUCGUGGAGACACGAUUUUUGAAUUU